AUGCAAGAUCUGGCAGCUACGGGUGCUGAGUUUACUGGCGUGACAAUAGCCGGUCAAGAAGUAGCUAUCGGAAAUAAACGAUUUCAAAAUAAUGGCUUGAAGAAUUGUCGUAUUGUGUUGGGCAACUGCUGUUGCUUGCCGUUCCUGGACAACACCUAUGACUGUGCCUACGCUGUAUAUGCACUGAAAUAUUUGGAGGAUCUGAGGCCAGCGUUACAGGAAGUCAAUCGAAUUUUACACCCUGGUGGAUUGUUCCUUGUUUAUGAUCUCCUGAAAACUGAUAAAUACGAUGUCGAUUCCAUUGAGCAUCGGACAGUUGUCGAGAAUUUGGAAUAUGGCUGUGGAAUGCCUUCGUUACAUACAAGGUAA
Messenger RNA from Gongylonema pulchrum, 369 nucleotides. NCBI's taxonomy places the organism in Eukaryota, Metazoa, Nematoda, Chromadorea, Rhabditida, Gongylonematidae. The record is from the annotation of a GenBank genome assembly.